GAUCCAUUGUCAUGUACUAGACAUCUAUUCCACAGUCAGGAUCCUUCUCUAAUAUCUGUCCAGACACAGAUUUGGGGCUGAGUGCCUGAACAAACCCUAAACUAAAGCUUCCCCCUUUCUACUGACCUCAGCUGUAGUGAAAUGUGAAAGCGCUCUGGAGCCAGGAGUUCUGAUGUGUCAAACCACUUCCUACACAGUGGCACGCUCUGCCACACUGAGCAUUGAGUUUGGUUUCCUGGAUAACAGACUAAUACCUGAACAGAAAGCAGUCUUUGUUCUUUCCUGUGGAGCCAGCAAAACGAUGAUUUGCUGACCAAAGCCCUCGCUGCACACAUGGGUGAUGCUCCCAGACGUGAUCAGGCAUGACAGAUUCCUCAUCAGGCAUUAAUCAUCUCCUUGGCUUGGUUGGCAACAGCUCAUCAUUUCUGAGAAACUUCACCGUUCUCAGAGGUGUGGAGAAAAGAUGUGGACAAGUCCCAUGGAGCUCAGGUGGCUUUUGAUGUGGCUCUUGUUUGGAUUCAUCAAGGGCAACAAGCCAGGUAUGUGCCCAAAUCCUCCAACAACUGAAUUUGCUGAUGUCACUGCUGAAAUGUAUCCACUACAGACCAAACUGUACUAUGAUUGUGACCCUGGCUACAACAGAAAAGCUAGUGCAUAUCCAGGAAUUCAGUGUAAGAGUGAACAGCAGGGUGCUGUUUGGACAUACAAUACAUUUGAAUGCUUUGAUGAGAAAACUUUGUUGUCAAUGGCUCCCACAAUGGAAUUAGAACUUACACAGAAGCAAGAAAGAGAACCAAGGAGCCCUGCACCCCAAACUCAAGAAGAAUUUUCAGAGUCCAAACAAAAAGAUUUCUGUGGUCCUCCCAAGACUGUUCCACAUGCCUCCAUAAAGCUGCCCCAAGAGCAUUACGUGGGACAAGUCUUACAUUUCAAAUGCCAGACAGGUUAUGAUAAGAGACUUCCCACCUCUGGCAACAGAACAUGCAAGGAGGUGAACGGCAAAAUCAUCUGGACCCCCCUCGAUAUGAGAUGCACCAAUGACAGCAACCAGUGGCCACCACAGAUUACCACUGAGCCAGGUUUGACUCUUCCGUCCUCUUCCUCUUCCUCAUCAGGGGCACUGCCAGUGACAGGUUUUACAGCUCUCUGGUUUGUUCUGCUUAUCAUUCCCAUUGCCUUUGUGUGACUCACCAAGCAGACAAUAAGGGAAGAUUUCUCAGGGAAUUGUGGCAUUCAGAUGCAAACUCCUGAAAUUAAGGACUUGCCGCUGAAGAAACCAGAUUGUACCAGAGACUCCAAGACCAGCAGUGACAAACAAGGAGGAAGCCUGGACACUGAAUUCCAACCUGUGAAGGAGGCAGAAAAUGUUACAUCUUAACUCUUAUGGGGACAGCAUGACUUUCCACCUACAGAGUGCUGGUAGGAGGGCUGCACCCCAUCACUGACAGAUGGGGAAAGAGCCCUGCCUGAAACUGCUUCCCGAACCCACUUCUCCUCCUACCACACAGCAGAUGUAUUUCUAAUAUAACUGCAGCCCCUCCCAAGCCACCAGGAGUACAUAUGGACCAUUCUCCCAAGCACAUUAAGUGGUGGCACUGUCAUUUCAGCCCACACCCAUCCUCCUCACAAACAGAGCAGCUUUGCUGGACACCUGAUGUCCCCCUGCCUCUUCCCCACCCAGGUGGGUCAAGCACAGGCACACGUUUCUCCUCAAAUUGUUCCCUUUGGAAAUUAAACCCCUUCACCCCCUGCACUGCAGCUGAAAAUCUGACUGGACUCAUUUAUGGUUCACUAUAUACAUGCAUUCCUCAUCACUCUCCUCUUCCCAAUUGUUUUGGAUCAGUGCCUUCCCUGACAGUUCCUACAUCAUUCCUCCAGCCCAGACAAGGAUGCUGCAGAUCGUGGCAGCUGAUUAAUUUGACAGCUCUUUUGUAGCUGCAGAGUGUGAGAGAGCCCAGCAGAAAGGCAUUUGAGGACAGGCUUGAGCACACAUAAUGCUUGACAUGUUCUUGUAUUAUUGGGAAUUUGCGAGGUCUGGAUAUUAUUCUGCCUCGUUUUAGCCACGCUCAGAUGGGUUUCACCUGACUGAAUGCAAGUAUCUGUGUCUGAGGCAGGCAGUGGGGAGGAACAAGUCCCUUUAGACAGCAGUUCAUC
This is a messenger RNA of Prinia subflava (tawny-flanked prinia), 2154 nucleotides long. Its product is annotated as interleukin-2 receptor subunit alpha-like. The record is from RefSeq and is a predicted model, not a curated record. Lineage: Eukaryota; Metazoa; Chordata; Aves; Passeriformes; Cisticolidae. Gene Ontology annotation, biological process: inflammatory response. Gene Ontology annotation, molecular function: interleukin-2 receptor activity; interleukin-2 binding. The transcript is spliced from 7 exons. Bases 464 to 1186 code for a protein of 240 amino acids.